Molecule: messenger RNA, 1374 nt
Organism: Adineta ricciae
Lineage: Eukaryota; Metazoa; Rotifera; Eurotatoria; Adinetida; Adinetidae
Source: the annotation of a GenBank genome assembly
AUGACUGAAGAAGUUUCUGACAUCACUUCAAUGCUGAUUCCUAAUAAUGAAGAGCUGUUUCUUAUACCAAAGAUAGCACCAAAAAGAAGGAAAUAUAAAAGUGUCCUUGAAUUAGUACAAGAAUAUUUCCAUGUGAAUGAUAAGCAAGCUGGUCUUCUUCAGACAGUUUUCGUAUGUAGCUAUAUGGCAUUAGCACCACUUUUCGGUUACCUCGGAGAUCGAUUUAGUCGCAAAAUAAUGAUCAUAUUAGGUGUAUCACUUUGGUCCAUGACGACUGUAGCUGGAUCAUUUGUCCCACCGAAUCUCUUUUGGCUAUUUGUGUUAUUGCGUAGUUUAGUCGGUGUCGGCGAAGCUUCGUACUCCUGCGUUGCUCCGACAAUUAUUGCUGAUUUAUUCACAAGUGACAUGCGAACAACAAUGUUGGCCGUUUUCAAUAUCGCUGUUCCACUCGGCGGUGGACUGGGGUAUAUUGUUGGAUCAUAUGUAGCCAAAGCGUUCCAUAACGAUUGGCGAUGGGCUCUACGAGUCACACCUGUGUUUGGUGUUAUUUGUGUUAUUUUGUUGUGUUUCUUAGUAAAAGAACCACCACGUGGUGAUGCGGAUGGUGCUCAGAUGCAGAAACGAUCUAAUUGGUUUUUUGACGUAAAACAAGUUCUAAAAAUAAAAACUUUCAUUUUAAUAACGCUCGGAUUUACUUGGGUAUCAUUCGCAUUAGGAUCACUUUCUUGGUGGGGACCAAUUUUCCUUCAAAAAGCACAUCGAGCAGAAGGUGGUACCGUUGACCCAAAAGAUAAAUCCAAUGUAGCACUCUAUUUUGGUAUGAUUACCUGUGGAGCUGGUAUACUUGGUGUAGUACUUGGUAGUGAAAUUGCCAAAAGAUAUCGGAAAUAUAAUCGUCGUGCUGAUCCAAUUGUCUGUGGUAUUGCUAUUCUUCUUGCAAUGCCGUUCUUAUUCUGUGUACUAUUACUUGCAAAAGAUCAUCAGAUUUUAACAUGGAUCUUUAUUUUUAUUGCUGAAACUUUAAUGUGUAGUAAUUGGGCAUUGAUUUCUGAUAUGUUAAUGUAUAUUAUCAUUCCAACUCGACGUGCAACGGCAAGCUCUAUUCAAAUCUUCAUAAUGCAUCUUUUUGGUGAUGCAUCUAGUCCGUAUAUCGUUGGGCAAAUCAGUGAUUAUUUUCAGCAGGGCGCAGAUGACAAGCUAACACCGUGGAUUGCAUUGCGGAAUGCAUUAAUGAUCACACCUUUUGUUGCGACAGUCGGUGGCGCUGCUUUUCUGUUUGCAGCAGUAUUCAUUAUUCGAGAUCGUCGCCGAGCAGAACAAACAAUCGAAUCCCUGAGACCGUCGAAUGAUUACGGAUUAACAGAAAAGGAUUAG